Messenger RNA from Penicillium malachiteum, 2310 nucleotides. RefSeq lists its product as uncharacterized. NCBI's taxonomy places the organism in Eukaryota, Fungi, Ascomycota, Eurotiomycetes, Eurotiales, Aspergillaceae. The record is from RefSeq and is a predicted model, not a curated record. The transcript has 3 exons. Gene Ontology annotation, molecular function: ADP binding; protein binding. The coding region runs from base 1 to 2310 and encodes 769 amino acids. Gene Ontology annotation, cellular component: kinesin complex.
AUGACAUCCGUAUCGUUUCUCGGCAACAACCAGGGGAUCCAGGUCGGAGAUAAUCAUGGUUUGAUGGAGUUCCAUCUGCCUCCAGGUAAGUUAGAGGAGCGCGAUAAGCUCGCCGUUGUGGCUAAUCGCCGUAUCCUAGUGCGACCGGAAACUCCACCUAGCCCUCUAUCAACUGUCCCGUUCGCGCGUGAUCCAGAAUUUGUCAGUCGCGACACUCUACUUCAUCAGAUCCACGAGAAAAGCUCAGUACCAGGAUCAAGAAUAGCACUGGUCGGCCUCGGCGGUGUUGGGAAAUCGCAACUCGCCAUUGAAUACUCCUAUCACGUCCGAUCCCAAUCGCCGGCGACAUGGGUUUUUUGGGUCCAUGCGAGUAAUAAAGCCCGGUUCGAGCAAAGUUUUCGGGAUAUCGCAGACCAAAGUAAAAUCCCGGGCCGUUAUGAUCCUAAAGUCAACAUAUUUAAACUUGUUGAGAAUUGGCUUCGGGGUGAGAAUAGAGGUAAAUGGCUUCUGAUCCUUGAUAAUGUUGAUAAUGAUGAACUUCUCUGUCCGUUUUCGGUGGUAGGCAAGGAAGAUCCGAUAAGCAGCCGAGUAAACGCCUUAACAAAACCACUAUUGGAAUAUAUUCCUAGGAGCCAGAAUGGAUCUACCAUUAUCAAAAGCCGCAACAGAGAUAUUGCAUUAAAGAUGGCCGGUUAUAAGGACCUAAUCGAGGUUAAACCGAUGGAGGAAUCCGAAGCGCUUAAGCUUCUCCAAAGGAAGCUUGGUCAACUAAAGCAAAGCAAAGAGAGUCAACAAUUAGUGAAUAUGUUGGAGCUUAUGCCGCUAGCGGUCAUACAGGCCGCGAGCUAUAUUCGAAACCGGGCGCCUCGCUAUUCGGUAUCACAAUACCUAAAAGACUUCCAAAGGAGUGAUCAUGAAGCAAUAAAGCUUCUGAAAAAAGAGGCAGGUCACCUCUAUCGGGACUGGGAAGCAAAAAAUUCAAUCAUGGUGACAUGGCAAAUAUCAUUCGACUAUAUACGCCAAACCAAGCCAUCAGCAGCAGAUUUACUUUCUCUCAUGAGCUUAUUCGAUCGGCAAGGGAUACCAGAGAACCUUCUCCGGCAUCAGCCUAAGGCCAACGACGGCUCGAUUUUAGAGCUUCCAAAUGACUUUAAUGAUGAUGAUGGGACGUCUGAAUCUGAUAUGGGACCUGAGUUUGAAGAUGAUAUCACGGCCCUGAGGGAUUUUUCGUUUAUAUCUGUCAGUGAGGAUAAUAGUUUCUUUACUAUGCAUCGGCUAGUGCAACUAACAAUGCGCGCGUGGUUGAAAUCUCAUCAACAAAUAAAUCGAUUCCGGGAGAGAUUCAUUAGUACCUUGUGUGAUGAGUUUCCCACAGGUGAAUAUGAGAACUGGGAGACGUGCCAGGCGCUAUUUCCUCAUGUAAAAUCUGCAAUAUCACAGCGACCAAUAUCACCAGAGUAUCUACAGCAAUGGGCUUUAUUGCUCUAUAAAGGUGCAUGGUAUGCGUGGCAAAGUGGCAAUAUCGCGGAUAUGAGAGAAAUGGCAGCGAAAUCAAGGAACGAAAGAGUGAUCUUACUAGGUGAAGAGCAUAAAGAGGCCCUUGAUAGCACAGGCAUAUUAGCAAUAGCAUACUCGCUUGAUGGCCGAUGGCAGGAGGCCGAGCAGCUCGAGGUGCAGGCCGAGCAGCUCGAGGUGCAGGUAAUGGAGACUCGCAAGACGAAGCUUGGCAAGGAUCAUCCUGAUACGCUGACGAGUAUGGCCAACCUGGCAUCGACAUACUGGAAUCAGGGCCGAUGGCAGGAGGCCGAGCAGCUCGAGAUACAGGUGAUGGAGACUCACAAGACGAAGCUUGGCAAGGAUCAUCCUGAUACGCUGACGAGCAUGGCUAACCUGGCAUCGACAUACUGGAAUCAGGGCCGGUGGGAGGAGGCCGAGCAGCUCUUUAUGCAGGCGAUAGAGACUCGCAAGACUAAGCUCAGCGAGGAUCAUCCUGAUACGCUGACGAGUAUGGCUAACCUGGCAUCGACAUACCGGAACCAGGGCCGGUUGGAGGAGGCCGAGCAGCUCUUUGUGCAGGUGAUGGAGAUGAGCAAGACGAAGCUCGGCGAGGAUCAUCCCCACACGCUGUCGAGUAUGGCCAAUCUUGCUUUCACCUGGAAAUCUUCAGCUCACGAUGUUAAAGCCAUCAAUUUGCUACGAGAUUGCUUAACCAAGCAGAAGCAAGCACUCGGCUUGAAUCACCCUACUACUUUGUCUACUUCUGAAACAUUGGUAGAAUGGGAAACGGAGCGCUUAGAUAUGAAUGCCUAG